This is a messenger RNA of Lampris incognitus (smalleye Pacific opah), 5171 nucleotides long. RefSeq names its product zinc finger, FYVE domain containing 28 (gene zfyve28). Gene Ontology annotation, cellular component: early endosome membrane. Gene Ontology annotation, molecular function: metal ion binding. The record is from RefSeq and is a predicted model, not a curated record. The transcript has 14 exons. The coding region runs from base 263 to 3337 and encodes 1024 amino acids. NCBI's taxonomy places the organism in Eukaryota, Metazoa, Chordata, Actinopteri, Lampriformes, Lampridae. Gene Ontology annotation, biological process: negative regulation of epidermal growth factor-activated receptor activity.
ACAGGAGCGGUUCGCUUGGACAUCGGGGGGAAACUGCUAACCUCGGUUCCGAGAAAGAUGGAGCUAAAACACGUCCGUUCGUAAAUAAACUAUUCGGACAUUUGAAUUUUUUUUGCCGUAUCGGGGAAACACCGCAUGUCGUGUCCCUGUGUUUCUGUUUUCAGAAUUCACUGCUUUGCUAGCUAGCUUAGCUGCUACCACAGACAACAGAUACAGGUAGAAGAGUAGGAGUGGGCGACAAAGGAAGGUGGCGAGGUAAACGAUGAAUCGCUUUCGGAAGUGGCUGUACAAGCCGAAGAGGACAGACUCUCAGCUCCUGGCCCAGUUCUACUAUGCUGAUGAGGAGCUGAACCAGGUUGCGACAGAGCUGGACAGUCUAGAUGGCCGGAAGGACCCCCAGAGAUGCACCCUGCUGGUCAACCAGUUCCGUUCCUGUCAGGACAAUGUUUUGAAUAUUAUCAAUCAGAUCAUGGAUGAAUGUAUCCCUGACGACCGCGCCAACAGAGACUUCUGCGUCAAGUUCCCGGAGGAGAUUCGUCAUGACAACCUUGCCGGGCAGCUGUGGUUUGGGGCUGAGUGUUUGGCCGCUGGCUCCAUCAUCAUGAAUAGGGAGAUAGAGAGCAUGGCCAUGAGACCUCUGGCUAAGGACCUGACACGUAGCCUGGAGGAGGUGCGCAACAUCACCAGAGACCAGGCGCUGAGAGACCUCAACUUCUACACGGACCGCAUGAAAGAUGCCUUGCGCCACUUUGACAGCCUUUUUGCUGAAUUUGAGCUCAGUUAUGUGUCAGCCAUGGUGCCUGUGAAGUCUCCCAAAGAAUACUACGUUCAGCAAGAGGUGAUUGUGCUCUUUUGUGAGACUGUGGAGAGGGCCCUGAAGCUGGGCUAUCUCACGCAAGACAUGAUUGAUGACUAUGAACCCGCACUGAUGUUUACAAUUCCCAGACUAGCUAUUGUGUGCGGUCUGGUUGUGUACUCGGAAGGUCCUCUCAACCUUGAUCGAAAGUCAGAGGAUAUGUCAGAGCUCUUCCGACCCUUCCGCACUUUACUGAAGAAAAUCAGAGACCUCUUGCAGACCCUGACUGAAGAGGAGUUGUUGAUGUUGGAGAGAAGCCUUUGUAUUUCUCAGGACGGAGACAUGCCCCCAGUUCCAGGACUAGCCACAAGCACUGUACCCACACCAGCACCGGUGCCAGAGCACCGUGCAUCUGGCAGCCCCACCAGUGACUCUCCGACGAAGGAUCAUGAGGGGGAGCAGGAGCAGCUUGCACUCUUUGUAUCUCCCAGCCAGGGGGAGGAGUUGAAGGAAGUGGAAAAGACCUGGGAAGAGGUAGAGACAGAGAGGGGGGAGGAGGAGGAGGUGGAGGAGGAGGGCCUGUUAUGUGAGGAGGCGGAGGAAGCUGAACUGGCCUGCUCUAUGCAGUACGAUGAGGAGGAGCUGGAGCAGCUCAAUAUGAUGGUGCAUCGUGUGGGAGACGAGAUGUCCACUCUGCUCUCCCCUCCCAGCCAAGGUAACUCCCCAGCCCACCUCCCUCCUAGAGGAGAGGCAGGAGGCUCCAGUGAAGCAUCCAGUACUGAGGCCUCCCCCCGCAGGCUCCUGGGUCGGAGGGGCAGGACAGGUAUCUACGUAGAGGAGGAGGACAGGGUCUUCUUCAUGGAGGACUUGGACCCAGCAGGUGACGGCAUUGCUGGCAUCGCAAAACAGGCUUGUAGCCAUCUGGGCUCACUUUCCAAAACCUCAGAAUCUGCUUGUCCUGUGCAGCACACACCAGGCUCUCUGUCAGACUCAGCCAGGAACGGAUGGCCUUCUGAGGCAGAGGAGCAAUGCCCACAACCAUGUGGCCAAAACCCACCAUGUCCCGAUGCCAAACGCCUUCCAUGCACCACUGCCCCAGGUUCAGAACCUCUGCCUUACACCAACGGCUGGGAAGUGGGUUUGGAGGGAACCACCUCUGAGACCGCCGAGGUCAUUGCCCACCGCAUGGGUGGGAUGAAGUUGUCUGCCACAGUCAUCUUCAACCCUCGCUCCCCCAGCCUAACUGAGUUAGCUGUUGACAAGCUGCUGCUGCCAAGACCCACUUCCUCUGAGACUGAGCCCUGUGGCCCCCUGGUGGCCACUCACUGCCUACUCAACUCCUGCGUGUGCUGUGGCAGUUGUGAGGACAGUCAGGAUGAUGCUGUCACCACAGAGAGCACUGGGCUGGGGCUGGGCCUCGCCCUGGGAUUGGAUAAACACUGCAAGGCCCCACCUCCCAGUGCCAUCAUCCAAUCCUCUACUUGCCAUCUUGCCCUCCCAGGUCAGGAGGUUCACAGUAAAGGCGAGCCCUCCAAGCUGACUGCUCUUUCCUCCCGCUGCUCCUCAGAACCACUGCUGGAAGAGGAGGGGACCCAGCUCUGUGAGAAAUGCCUGGGGGUAGCCCCAGGGCCUGCGCACCAUUCUCAUGACAGCAGCUCCAGUGGAGAAGGUGAAACUCCUGUUUGCCAGCACCAGUUUGAGACUGGGAGGAGGCAGCAUGCGAAUGGAGGCCAAGAGAGGGACAAGGAGAGGAAUAGUGAUAAGACAGGAAAUAAAGACUUAGAGAGGGACACCAGGGAUGAUGGCAGAAAGAGCUCCAGUUUUCAGAACUCUCCACUCAGCUCUGUUUCAAGUAGUGACUGUGAGAGUGUGUCUGUCACCACAUGUAGUCUGUCAAGCAGUGCUUAUACUCCCAGCCCUGUAAGCAGUCUGACCACCAGCUCAGGGGGGAUGUCAGAGGAUCUGGACCAUCAGGAGAUCCAGCGAGCCUUGCAAGCUGCCAAGAUUGCCGCCAGGAACAAGAUCCGAUCCCGCUUCCACAGCAGUAGUGACCUCAUCCAUCGUCUCUUUGUUUGCAUAUCGGGUGUUGCUGACCAGCUGCAGACGAAUUAUGCGAGUGAUCUUCGCAGUAUCCUCAAGACGCUGUUUGAAGUCAUGGCAACCAAAUCUGAACAGGGGGACAACGACAAGCAGAAGAAAGCAGCACCUGGUCUGCGUAGUGCUGUGCUGGAGGACUGCGCCCUUUGUCAGGAGACCAUUUCCUCCUCCGAACUGGCAGCCAAAGCUCGGGAGGGACAGUUUGAGGACCCUCCAGACUGGGUGCCUGAUGAAGCUUGUAGUUCCUGCAUCGCCUGCAAGGCCCCGUUCACAGUUAUCCGCAGGAAGCAUCACUGUAGAAGCUGUGGAAAGAUCUUCUGCUCUCGCUGCUCAUCCCACUCUGCUCCAUUGCCCCGCUACGGCCAAGUGAAGCCAGUCAGAGUGUGCACACACUGCUACAUGUUUCACGUCACGCCCUUCUACAGUGACAAGACCAGCAUCUGACCCCAGACAAGCACCAAAAGCACACGAUCCGCCUCAGCAUGAGCAGAUUGCAAAGUACAGAUUCAAGCUGUGUAUGUACAAAGCAAAACGUCAAACUGCUCCGUUAGCCCUCGAUACGGCCGUCCUCGUUGCCCUGUUUAGCAAGGCCUGGGGAAUGAGGCCAUGGUGGAUGAGAGACAGGAGAAGACGGUUUGCACAGGCACACGAAUCACUAGACCCUUCCUGUUGUUGAUGCUGCUGCCUAAAAGGGAACUGAAGGGUCUGAUAUUUGUGGGUCCUUCCCCAACCCUACCAUGCCACAUCCCUCUCCCCCUGCUCACAAAUAAUUCACUCAUGCCUGUCUGCUUACAGCGGCAGAAAAUGAGGGCGACAACUAACACGCAAUAACAAAUUUUGAACCGGCGUUUUGCAACAGUCUUCAACAGCAGUGUGCAGCACAAAAUAGGGAGAGCAGGCCACACUGAUGGAUCAUUUGCUUAGUUGCCUCUGGCAUAUACGAAGGGCCAUGCAACGUUUUUUGCUAAGCUUUAGCGGGCUUCCAACAUUUGUGCCAGAGCUCCCACGGGACUCAGAUUACUCAAAAGAAUGUAAGUCAUGAUAACUAUGUAAAUAAGGAUUAUUCCGUCAAUAAUAACCACACUUCACUGUUGACACUUAAGGGUGGAAACUGUACGGGAGUAGAAAACUUAAAGCAAAAACAACAUACAGUUUUUAUCAUGAGUUUCUUUUAUGCUUUUACUGGCAAUGAAUGUGUAAUACUGUAUCAUUUCAUGAAAUGGGUUGUUGAUUCUACCAAGAUUGACAGAUAGCCUUUUAACAAUGAUUAUGGGCUGUGCCCGUCGCUUUAACAAUAGCACCAUGGCAUGUUUUAGUAAUUUUCUCUGGCGACUUCUCUGCAUAGUGACAUGGAUAUAAGGGAUUCUGUUAGUUGUCACUUUCAGUUCUUGGAGGCCCCCUACUGGAGAGUUGAGCUCUCUUUCCUCCAUGUUCACUGAUCAGCAUCAUAACAUGCACAGUAUGGUUGGAACCUGAGGCCUUCUCAAGUGCUGCCCUAAAGACUUAAGGCCAACUAUAGCUUGUCGUUUUUCUCUUUCUCCUAAUUGUGGGUGUGCAAUACUGGGACUACUAAUUACAACAGUCCAGCACAUUUUAGUGGAAACAAACCUGUGGUAUUUAAAUUGUAGAUAAAGGCCAACGACUCCUGAAAAGCAAACCUGUGCUGAUUUGUGUUUACAACAAAAAAAAAUCCAUCUUUGUGGUUCUGGUGGUACUUCAGUCUGGAAGGACUACUUUGUUCCCCUAACUGAAUUUGUUUGCACCCAACUACCUUUGUCAUUGACUCUGCUUCCACUUUAAUGAACUCAUUCAAAGUAUCUUCCAUCUCUCCUUCAGCCACUAUGUUACAAUUGGUCCAUCUGAAUGAGCUGAAAUGACCAACCUGCAAAUAUGGACCUUCAAGCUUCAAGGGUAUAAUAUUACAAUAUGUCCAUUCUGCUCUGACUCAAAGCAAUUUCUCAGGCAUUACAUUGUUCAUGUCACUUACUACUAUUACAAUACUUUUAUUUUCAUUAAAGAACAUAACGCUCUUGAAAAGGUAUGAUUUUUUUUCUUUUAUAAAGAACAAAGAAAUGAUGUAUGAAGCUAUAACUACUUUUCUGUAAAGAAGGAAUCAUGCGGUAAUUAUCGGGCAGGAUAUCCUGUUAUUUCAGAGCUUGGUCUUAUUUUGUAAAAGAGCUAGUACAUUUCAAUGAUAAGCGCUGUGUAACAUACUUGAAAAACAAAUAAUGUUAUCUAGUUUUAAAUGCUAUGUAUAUCAAAAUAAAUUAACUUCCUG